CCUGUCUGCACAUGGCCUCCCACAGUGUCUCCAUAACCUAGGCAAGUACAUAGUACCUAUACCACCGCAGAUUUCCCGGAUUGCCAAUUCUGCGCAUGUACAUAACUAUGUACUAACGGACCCCGGAUUUUUCCAAAGUUUCAAUGCCAAGUCUUAAAAGCUGCCAGUAUCAAUUCUUAACAUUUAUAUCUACACCAUUUCACAUUAACCAAUACGCCCCAGUGCUUGGUCUUGUCUUUGAAAAUUAGCAAGACGUAACUAUAUCCAUUCAUUCAAGACCCCCUGUGGUCAGCUAGGGGCUUGAACAUUAUGCUCCCAGCGACAAUGGCAUCACGACUGCCAACCCGCUGGGCAGCCGCCCUAACCAAAGGUUGCGCACUGAGCAACCCCCGCCUCCUCAUCACCGAACGACAUACCCUUCUACCACGAACCGCUAAACGAGGUGUACAGUACGGCUGGAACACAGCAUACCACCGCUCCAAGCCCACCCGAUUCAACCAAACCAGCUCCGGCAUCCCCGCCCCCACUGCCGGCCCCGCCGCUGCUCUCAAGCGCACGGAGCAAUCCACACCACUGCGAACCGGCAUCAUCGCUACCAAGGUCGGCGUGUCCGCCUUUUACAACGCCAAGGGCAUGCGCACCCCCUGCACCAUUCUGCAGAUGGACCAAGUGCAGGUCGUCAACGUCAAGACCCGCGCCAAGAACGGUUACUGGGCCGUCCAGGUCGGCUGCGGCCAAAAGGAGCCCGGAAACGUCACCGCCCCGCUGCUCGGCUACUACGAGGCCAAGGGCAUCGCGCCCAAGCGCCACCUCGUCGAGUUCAAGGUGCGCACCGAGGAGGGUCUGCUACCUGUGGGUGUGCAGCUGCAGCCCGACUGGUUCAAGCUCGGCCAGUACGUCGACGCCAGGAGUAACAGCCGAGGCAUGGGCUUCGCCGGUGGCAUGAAGAGGCACGGCUUCUCCGGUCAGCCGGCCAGUCACGGUAACUCGAAGAAUCACCGAACGAUCGGUACCUCGGGUCCGAGUCAGGGUGGUGGUUCGCGUGUGCACCCGGGCAAGAAGAUGCCGGGGCGCAUGGGCGGCGAGAGGGUGACGAUACAGAAUCUACGGGUGCUCAAGGUCGACAACGCGGCGGGCACCGUCGUCAUCAACGGCCACGUGGCGGGGCCCAAGGGCUGCAUCGUGAGCAUACAAGAUGCCAUCAAGAAGCCGGCGCCGGUGGAGACCUUCAUCGACAAGGCGACGAGGCUGACGCUGGAGCGGGACCCGGAGCACAAGGAACGGCUGAAGGCUGCGGAGGAGGUACAUGCCGUGUUCAAGGAGGCGAGGAAGGCAGGGAAAAUAGGAGAGGCGAUAAAAUUCUCGUCAGCCUUGUUGUAAAAAUAUAUAUAAACGUAUAUACAAUUGUGUACCCAUUUACAAAUACGUUGUACAAUGCAUCAUCUCGGCAAGCUGAUCCUUUGAUCAUGAUAGCAAAGGAUAUUCCAUACAUCCUGCUUGUGAUGUGCCUCAUCCCCCCUCUUCCACCCAAGACGCUUGAUACUUCCGACAAACUCUCAUCCUUUGCGAUUUUGGGGUCGGGCAAGUUUG
Hypoxylon fragiforme is the source of this 1590-nucleotide messenger RNA. Its product is annotated as translation protein. Gene Ontology annotation, molecular function: structural constituent of ribosome. The transcript has a single exon. Gene Ontology annotation, biological process: translation. The record is from RefSeq and is a predicted model, not a curated record. Bases 310 to 1380 code for a protein of 356 amino acids. Gene Ontology annotation, cellular component: ribosome; mitochondrial large ribosomal subunit. NCBI's taxonomy places the organism in Eukaryota, Fungi, Ascomycota, Sordariomycetes, Xylariales, Hypoxylaceae.